Daphnia magna is the source of this 1759-nucleotide messenger RNA. RefSeq names its product 2-phosphoxylose phosphatase 1. The transcript has 7 exons. Gene Ontology annotation, molecular function: phosphatase activity. Gene Ontology annotation, cellular component: Golgi apparatus. Lineage: Eukaryota; Metazoa; Arthropoda; Branchiopoda; Diplostraca; Daphniidae. The record is from RefSeq and is a predicted model, not a curated record. Gene Ontology annotation, biological process: chondroitin sulfate proteoglycan biosynthetic process; dephosphorylation; glycosaminoglycan biosynthetic process. Bases 510 to 1643 code for a protein of 377 amino acids.
CAACAAACAACAGAAAAUUCGUGAUGCCAGUAAAUUAUGAACGGAAACGGGAAAAGUUCGCAUCAUUUAAUUGGCUAACGGUACCAUAGAUGGGAGUCGAAAACAAGUAAACACAGAUUCGCGUUUCGGAUUAUGAUAUUAUUGUAGUCUGGUUUUGCUGGAAAUGUUAGUGCUGUACUUAUUAUUUCCUUAAUCACGCAUGUCAAACAUUAACAAGUAUUUGGAUAUGGUUCACCAUGAAAAAAAAAUGCUUUAUUGUUAUGACAUUUUGGACCAUCUUUGUGGUUGUCUUAGGUGUUUAUUGGUACCUACAACAUUUACAUCAUGACUCACAUAUUUUACUGCCAAGCAUUUUAGCUAGGGGAUCAAGUUCCAUUAGUGAACCAGCAGCUACUGUAUUUUUUAAUUCUAUGAAAAAGUACUGCAAUCUACCAACUCCUGAUAGUGUUUUUGGCUUUGAAGGUACAAUGUCCUUGUUCAUUGUAAAGAACUAAUCACAAAAGAUUUCAAUGAGAGUGAUAACAAUAUUUAGACAUGGUGAUCGGGGUCCAUUGACUACUUUGGAUGACAAAAGAAAAAUAAAUUGUAGUUCUUACAUUACAGAACGUUAUAAGAGACUAGAAAAAUUUGUAAGAACAUACAAAUCUGAAACUCUUGCUGCAAAACUACUUCCGAGAAGUGAUUUCUGUAUUCCUGGGGUAUUGUCUAAGCAAGGAGCUUCCCAGCUGAUAGAGCUAGGAAAUGGGUUCAAGGAAUCAUAUGCAAAACAUUGCAAUUUCUCAGAUUCUAAUAUUAUUAAACACCUUUCAGCAAAUACAACUUCAUACAGUCGAACAAUUCAGUCAGCAUAUUCCUUCUUAUUUGGACUUGUGGGUUCAAUGUUUUUAAACAUAAACCUUCAAAAGUCGGGCGAUGUGACUUUCUGUUCCAAAUAUUGCCGAUGCGAAGCUGCAAAUCGGUUUGAAAAAUUGCACAAGUUUGAACUAAAUGAUCUUUUUAAAAGCGAUGUCAGUCUAGCGCAUUUUUCCCCUCAGGUGCGAAGAAUCCUCAAAAACUCAGAGAAAUCAAAAAAAUCGAUUCUACCUACUACUCUAAAAGACAUACUUCUCCACUAUGCCUGUCACGAUGAGAUUCCCGGCUGCUCUGCCGAUGAAUCUUUAUGUGUAAACUCAACGACGAUUAUACCCUUAGAUUAUUACUUACAGCGUGAAGCUGAAGCAAGCUCUAGUGGCCUUAACUUAAAGAAAGCGGGAAUUCUUCGUGCAUAUGGACUCUUGAACACUAUUGAUCAACAGAUUCUGUCAUGGAUUAAUAUGUCAAAAAAGCGCAAAGCGCAAACUUUCCUCUAUUUUCCCUAUUUUAAUGUUUUUUCUGGGCAUGACUUAACUCUGAUGUAUAUUCUCGCAAGCCUAGGCAUUUACGAUGGCUACCUACCGCAAUAUGCAUCUCGGCUUACUUUUGAAGUUCUUUCUAAAAGAAGCCAAUAUUACUUACGUGUGUUGUGGAAUGGCUUCGAUGUCAGCCAAAACAUUUGCCCCUCCUCUCAGACCUAUUGCAAUGCUCGUUUUCUUGCGACUUUCAUCCGUUUUGAAAUGAAGCGCUACUUUCAAACGGAUGAUUUCAUGAGAGCCUGUAACCUCUAGUCUGCAGUCUAUUUCCUUCCUCAUCUAUCACUUAAGAAGUCGCGUAUACGUCAAACAGAAUGUUUGUUUUCUUAUUUCUUUUCACAAUUUUAUUAAUACAUUUACAUUUUCUCUUC